CAAGCUGUCGUGGGGCAGGGCGGAAGUGCUGGCGAGAGCGGCGCGGUUCCGGCAUAGGUUCUAUGCGAACAGCACAUAGGACUUGGCUGCAAGAGCAAGAAGGCAGGAUGUUGUCAAGACCAAAACCUGGGGAGUCUGAGGCAGACCUGCUGCACUUUCAAAACCAGUUCCUGGCAGCCAGAGCUUCCCCUGCAGUGAAGAUUGUGAAGAAAGCAGAUAAGAGGAAGGGGGAGGAUGGGAGCAUAGAUGCUGAGAGACCCCCGCUACAGGACAGCAAGGAUGUAGUCAUGUUGGAUGGUUUUCCUGAUAAUCUCCCAGCUCUAACUCCAGCUCCUCCAAAAAAGUCCAAGAUCAAAAAUGCUUGUGUCCACUUUGAGGAUGAAGAUCUGGAGGACACACUGGAGAGUCAUGAUCAACACAUUACAGCAGUCUUAAGCAAAAUUAUUGAACGAGACACCAGUGCAGCAGCAGUGACCAUGCCAGUGCCCACAGGAGACCCAUUUCCAAGGUCCUUUCACCGCUCCGAGAUAAAAAGUGAGGUAAAGGUGGGAUCUGGAAGAAAAAGCAUCUUUGCGCAGAAGAUGGCAGCGAAAAGAACUGCUGAAAAGGCAGCAACAGCUCCCUCUGCUGCCGACUGUGUGCAAGUAAGAUCAGCUGCGCUGGAUGCCUUGGAUCCUGAGGAAUCAGCGGGAGAGACACCUCUCCCCAGCAUCAGGGGUGAUCUUACCGAUAAAGCUGGUGACUUUUUGACCUCUCAGCGUCCUUGUCUCAUAACGGGAGAGGGUCUUGGAAGCCAGAAGAGUGAGCAGGAAGCUGAAGCUAUUCACAAAGAGAACUUGGAGAAGCUGCGGUCCAUGUCUGAGGAAGAGAUCCUGCAGGAGCAGGCAAGGCUUCUGGCUCAAAUGGAUCCCAGUUUAGUUGCUUUCUUAAAGUCACAACGUGGUAACAAUGAAGGCCAGAAAAAAGAGUUAAAAAUGGAACAGACCAGACCAGAGGAGUUUGUGGAAUCUCUGCCCAUGGGUCAACAUGGUGUAAGAUCAUCUCUUUCCAUGCAGGAGUUGGGUCUGGAAGAAUCUGUAAGGAAGGAAGAAAAUAAGAAGGUAGAAAUCACAGAUGAUGAUCUGCCUGUGAAGCCCAGGAAGGAAUGGAUUCACAUGGACAAUGUGGAGUUUGAGAAGCUAGAAUGGAUGAAAGAUUUGCCUUCACCCCGGCAGAAGAAAACCAAAGAGGGAAUGCAAGCUCGAUUCAGUUUAAAAGGAGAAUUGAUUCCUGCAGAUGCUGAUUUGCCAACACAUCUAGGCUUGCAUCACCACGGAGAAGAGGCAGAGAGGGCUGGUUAUUCUCUCCAAGAGCUCUUUCAUUUGUCUCGCAGCCAAGUUACACAACAGAGGACACUGGCUCUACAAGUCCUAGGUCGUAUUGUUCAAAAGGCCAGGGCUGGAGAGUUUGCUUCCUCCUUGAAAGGCAGCGUUCUGCGUCUGCUGCUUGAUGCUGGAUUUCUCUUCUUGCUGCGCUUCUCUCUGGAUGAUGCAGUGGAUAAUGUCAUGGCAGCAUCUGUUGGUGCUCUCCGGGCUCUGCUGGUGUCCCUUGAUGAUGAGAAAUAUCUUGAUUGGACUUUCUCAUGGUACCAAGGGAUGGCUACAUUCCCCUUUGUCCCCAACAAUGAGGAGGAAGAAGAUGAGGAAGAGGAAGAAUUAAAUGGAACAGAGAAAUCUCAAGAUAAAAAAUUAAAGGAUGAAAACAAGCCAGAUCCAGAUGUGGCCCGAUAUGAUGUUGUAAAGGGACUUUUAAAGACACGGAUCCAGCACCGGCUGAGGUACAUCCUGGAGGUGGUGCGACCUGUUCCAACGGUAGUCCUGGAUAUACUGCACAUCCUCACCCACAUAGCAAGGCACUCCUCUGAAGCAUGUAGCCAGCUGCUUGACUGUCCGCGGUUGAUUGAAGCCAUUGUCAGGGAAUUUCUCCCUACUCGGUGGGAUCCCCAAGUGGCUGAACCAGGAUUUUUACUUACCAGUCUCCAUGGAGUUGCUUGUGCCAGUGCUAUGAAGUUCAUCAGAGUGUUGGCAUCCGGAGGCCGAAAUGCAACAGCCAGGCUGCUUAACAAAUUUGAAAUGAAAAGUCGAUUAAGUCGAUUUAUAGCUGAAGACCCUCUGGAUCUGCUUCUGCCAAGGGAAGAAGCCAUCAGGCUAAGCACAGAAGCCUUCCGGUUUUGGGCUGUGGCUGCUGGUUAUGGACAGGCCUGUGAUCUCUACAGUGAUCUCUACCCUGUGCUGGUGAGGAUACUGCAGUCCCUGCCUGAGUUGCUCAGCACUUGCGCUGGUAGGAGCCCUAUGGUUGAGCUGUCUGUCCAGCGAGCUGCGGCAGUAGUUACUCUGUUGAUACAUGUGACACAAACAGCAGGCUACACGGCAGAGCUGCAGGCCAAGCUGAGCAGUAAUAGCUCAGAAGACAGCGUACAGAUUCCACCUCCUCCAGUAGCAUGGAAUCAAGUGUCAGGCUUACAGCCCUUCCUUGAGACAAGUCUGAAAAAAAUCCUUCAGGAGAUAUCCCAUACAGAAACUUGGCAAACUCUCCAGCCUCUGACCACAGCUUGUGUGAUCUACUUGGGAGUUUAUUAUAGUGCUUGCAGCCAACAGCCAUCAGUCAAUCCAAUUGACUACUUAGAGGAACUGGAGCGUUUGACAUCUCAGGUGCUGCAACCCCUUCUCAGCCAGCCAACCAUACAGAGCAUGUGGGACUUGCUCAGGCCGUGUUCUGCUUUGUGCAACCCUCUGUCCUGUUCCCCGGCACCAGAAUCCGUCAUCAGCAUUUCAUCUCUGAGUUGCACUGGAGGCAAACCUCCUUUGAGCCUGGUUGGCUCCAAGUCACCUUUCCCCUUCCUUACUGCCCUCCUGUUUCUCAUCAAUAAUAUCACUGAUAUUCACAAGGGCCUGACCAGCAAGUACAGCUCUGUGCUGGGCUUCAGAGGCUUGAAGGAUUAUCUGCAUCAAAGCUGGCAGACUGGACCUCCCUCUGUGACUCCCUCAUCUGCAUGGAUCCUACGCCAUGAGUAUCAUCUGCAGUACUUUGUGUUAGCAUUGGCUCAGAAAAUGGCAGGCGCUUGUCCGAAUUACACCCAGCAUGCCUCACUCCAUCACUGUGUUGCCAUGGCAUUGCUAAGCCGUCUGUUGCCAGGGAGCGAGCAUCUGGCUCACAAGGUCCUACUGGAUCUUGCCUUUAAUCCAGAGUUUCUUCCUGAAGGGAAAGCCGGAGGGCCAGAAGCAGCUGACUUCUCUGAUAUUCUGCAUCUGGGUACCAGUGCAAAACUGGCACAGCCUGGCUCUGCGACAGCGGUUUUUUCAAAGGUUACUCGUGGUGCCCUGCUGAGAGAAUCGUAUCAGAAUCUGCCUUCCAUUCGUUCCUGUUACCUUUCUCAUUUUGUCCACUUGCAGCCCACUCUUAUGCAUUCCCAAGCGUCCUACCAAGGGCGGAAUUACCUCAUCCAGUCAAUGCUGCUUCCUGAGGUCAAAGGGCCCAUCCUGCCUUCAGACUGGCCGUUCUUUCCACUUAUCAGCCUCUACAACAAAGUGACUAAUGCAGAGACACAUGGGGCUGUACUGAACUCUCUCCCACUUGAUCUUGUCAACACUGUGACCUGGAACUUGCAGUGGGUCUUACUGCUGGAAACCUGGCGUGCUAAAACCCUUCAGAGCAUCCCUACUGCUGCCAAACUUGCACGGCUUAUGUGUGUCUUCCUCACAGGCUGUGACCUCUUUCUAGAAGCACCAAUCCACCGCUACACAGCUGGCCUUCUCUCUGUGUAUUGCCAACCCAAGGCCCUGGACUCCCUGAACUUGGAUGCUCCUCUCCCUGGUUUGGCAUCCUUCCACGACCUCUAUAUAAGUCUCCUGGAGCAGUUUGAAGGUGUCUCCUUUGGAGACCCACUGUUUGGAGUCUUUGUUCUUCUACCUCUACAGAAGCGUUUCAGUGUUCAUCUGCGUCUCUCUGUUUUUGGGGAGCACACAAAUAUCCUGCGGGCCCUUGGAGUGCCGUUACAGCAGUUCCCUGUGCCGCUUGAGCGAUACACUUCCCCUCCUGAGGAUAACCUGAACCUCCUGCGACUCUACUUCCGAACACUGGUCACUGGUGCGCUGCGUCACACCUGGUGCCCUGUUCUUUAUGUGGUGGCUGUGGCUCAUGUGAACAGCUUUAUUUUCUCCCAAGAAAGUGCAACGCAGGAAACUGAUGCUGCUCGGAAAAGCAUGCUGCGGAAAACAUGGCUGUUGGUGGAUGAGAACUUGAAAAAACACCUGCUGUACUACAGACUGCUGAAUGCAGAGAACCCUAUGGGAUUUGACCUUUAUGAGCAGCUCCCUCCCAUGAGACUGAAGUACCUGCAGAUGGUGACACAGAAAGAAAAUAAGGAGAAUGCACCAGCGCUAGACUCAUAGCAAAACACUUGUGCAAGAAGAGAGCCAAGGUGAAGAGUGGAAGAGCUCAGUUUAUACUUCACUGAUGAAACUACUUGCAGCUCAGAUGGUUUUAGUGUUUACCUGGACAUUCUUGGCAUCUUUGCCAUGCGAAGCACUGGUAGAAUGCUCCCAGCUCUGCAGAACAGUGCACAGAAUUUGUGUGUGUGGCCUUUCUGUGUUGAAUGUUGGAGCAUUUUCCUUCAUUUUCUUUCGUGUUGUUCUUCUUCCCAGAGAAGGUGAGGAUGUGUCUGAAAGGCACUGGACUGUUGGAUGAACUGAAGGAAGUGGAAAAGCUAUUUCAUUCAGUCAGGCUGGAAAUGGGGUUUUCAAGAUGAUGUCUGUCUUCCCUAGAUAUUUCCCUUGCUUUUUUUGUACCCUGAAUUUUGAAUGGUCCUUUCCCCACACUAUCCCCUGCAAAUAGAAUGAUGAUAUGACAGGGAAAAAGCUGAUCCUGAGAGCUCUUUUUUUCCUUAAAUUUAAUAUAUAUACAAGCAGUUUUUCCAGGAGAGUGUUCUGUGCAUACAGAUGUAUUGUGUCAGACCUCUAAGAAAUAUUAAUACCUAGUGCAGUGGUACAAACAUGAACAUCUUCUCUUGACUGUCUUUUGGAUAGUCCCUGAACUGUUUUCUUUUUUCCCUUAAUUUGGUUUCAUGUAUAACAAGAUCAAAAAUAAUUUAGAGAAAAAAAAAGUAUCUGCUUGUUUAGCUAGAAUAUGUAUUGGUUGCCUUCUGAGGAGAAUGCAAUUUAAAUGUUGAAGUGGAGUUUCUUAGCUCAAAUGUAGUUUUAUCAAUGUUUAAUUUGAUCCCACUUCUACAUCCAAAUUCUAUAUUGCAACCUUAGACACAAGGCUAAAAGGCUCCUCACAAGUGCCACAUCAAGUCCAGAAUUUACUCUAGGUUUGAUCCCCCUGGAUGUUUUCUUUAUAUCCAGUAAUUUUUGCAGAACUACAGUCACUCUGGCAGGCUUUUGUUUGGAGAACUUUAACAAGGUUUGUUCAUAAAAGUAUUUCUGAUCUUUUGUUCUUACAAAUAAAUUCCUCUGGAAGGUGCAGGGUAAUGCCUAGUGUGAAGGCCUAAGCUCCUGUUGUUACCUAUCAAACAGGCCAAGUUAGCUUCCCUCCGAAGAAACCAUGCCUGUAUUAACCUUGCUCCAGCCAAUGUCCCAAGAGGAGUGUGAAACACUGUUAAUAGGCUUGCUUGUAGUUAUUGAAAUUGUUCAGACAAGAAACAAAGUCCAGAUAGCAGCUUUAUAGACUCAAAGAAUCAUUUAGUUUGGAGAAGACCUUUUAAGAUCAUUGUGUCCAAUGAUAACAGUAUCUUUCUUUCACCUAAAAAGUGAAGUGUUGCUGCCCCCUCAAAUGGCUACAUAAUCACACAGGGCUUAGGGCAUUUGUGACUGGGAUGCUGUCUUUGUAUUGGCAGUUUUCUAAGUGUACCAGUCCCCCUUAAGUUGCCAAAAAAUAAACAGUUUCAUUUUCCCUCACCUUAUUUCAGAAAGGGCAAAACGGGCAUUUCCAUUCAGUCUUUUUUCUGCUUUUGUCUAGAUGGUGAGAGCCCAGCAGUUGUCUUUCAAGAGCAAUGGAUGGUAAAAUUUAAGGACUCCUAGCUGCCCCUUUAAGACCAGCCUUCAUCAAGGACUUUGCCUUUUGCUUUUCAGACCUCCAGUUAUAAAAUCUCUUCCAGUACUUUGUGCGAUGCAAAGUUGAGUUUUGUAAUGUGUACAGGGUGUAAAUAAAUAUUUUGAGAACUCUGCAG
Messenger RNA from Neopelma chrysocephalum (saffron-crested tyrant-manakin), 6205 nucleotides. It is a transcript of the gene RPAP1, whose product is annotated as RNA polymerase II associated protein 1. NCBI's taxonomy places the organism in Eukaryota, Metazoa, Chordata, Aves, Passeriformes, Pipridae. Gene Ontology annotation, cellular component: nucleus. The record is from RefSeq and is a predicted model, not a curated record. Bases 63 to 4430 code for a protein of 1455 amino acids. Gene Ontology annotation, biological process: transcription by RNA polymerase II. The transcript is spliced from 25 exons.